AUGAUCGGUCAAAAGGACAAUAAGCUCAACAUCGAGACUGCGGCGGCUUCCCAGAGGAUCGCAGAAAUUGGCCUACUUCACAGUAACGCCAUGAAGGACAUAGCAGAAGAUUCCAGGAAUGCUGCCGUCCUCACCCGCAAAGACAGCACCGACAUGCGGAUCAUCGCAGUGGUCACGCUUCUGUUUCUUCCAGGCACUUUUAUGGCAACGUUAUUCAGUUCUGGCUUCUUCAACUUCUUGCCAGGAAAGUCUGAUCAAGUCGUUUCGAAGUGGAUAUGGCUUUACUUCGCCUUGACUGGAGGGUCGACCUUUGUUGUCUUUCUCGCUUGGUAUCUGUCGGCGAAGAAGCAGAACAAGGAGAUGCUGAGAGUGGUGAACGGAGAAAAACGUUCCUCUAUGCCGGCAAAUGUACAACUUGAACCCGAGCACGGUGCGGUGACCACACCACCGGGUAUUCCAUCGCUGUGGCUGGAGCGCUCUAAAUCAACUGGUGACAUAGAUCCAUUCACCUCUUUUGGGAACUCGACGGACACUGCCAGAUGA
Messenger RNA from Cladophialophora psammophila CBS 110553, 543 nucleotides. RefSeq lists its product as uncharacterized. Bases 1 to 543 code for a protein of 180 amino acids. The transcript has 2 exons. The record is from RefSeq and is a predicted model, not a curated record. NCBI's taxonomy places the organism in Eukaryota, Fungi, Ascomycota, Eurotiomycetes, Chaetothyriales, Herpotrichiellaceae.